CUCUCGUGUAUCUGACAGUUGCACAUAGCGGAACGUUUAUCGCAUCCAGGCUCAGACAAACGGCAGGAGCCCUCCGGUUCUUUAUAUCCGAUACGGUUCAACUGAAAACGGAAUUUCUUAUUUUAAAACGACUCAAGUUGUUGUCAUAUUUUUCUACCGUUUGCAAAUGCUUCAAGGGUUCACCUUUGAGUGCCGCUCUGCCAUAAUGUACGGGUUAGCUCGCUAACGUUAGCCGGGAGCUAGCAUCCACAGUUCGGAGAAAGUAACGGAGUACGCGUUUCUUCGGCUACUUCGGAGUCGUCAGAGGGAAUUAAAACAUGGAGAAAAUGAAAGAGCUAUGCCACUGCCUCCAGGAUCCUCACCUUGUCGCCCGCUUUCAGAACAUUUGCGGGGUACGGGGCACGUUUACGACCACCAGCAGCAGCAAGGUAGCGGACCGGGCUCACUCGCACAACAACGGCGCUUGUCAUCAUCGCGUCGCCGGAGAAAACUUGUCCAAUGUGGGAGCUGGGGAAGGAGAGAAAAUGCAAACGGCGUCAGCGAAGCUUCGGAGAAGGAUUGCGGACUCUAACGUUGCUAAAAAUUUUAAAGAUGAAGGUGAAACCCCGUCACAGAACGGGACAGCGGUGUCUGCGGCGACCGCCGGGGGAGAGAGGGUUGGUGUGGGCAGCAGCCUCGCGGGACCGGGCGUCCGCAGCGGGUCCGCGCAAGAUUUAUCCCGGGCAGCCAAUUGUGAGGAGAGCCAGGUCGGAGGAAUCUUGGGUCCCCCAGGAAGCAGCAAGGUAAAGCCACUCCGCAAGAAUUCUCUAACGGGCGACGGCGGGCAGGAGUUCCUGAUCGACAACCGCUUCUUGUACUAUCUCUUCACUUUCGGAACCGAGCUGGGAAACGAGACUUUCUACAUCAUUUUCUUCCCAUUCAUAACGUGGAACGUGGAAGCCUUCGUCAGCAGGCGACUGAUCAUGGUGUGGGUCUGGGUCAUGUACCUGGGACAGUGUACCAAGGAUGUGCUCGGCUGGUCCCGACCGGCCUCACCGCCUGUGGUCAAAGUGGAGGUGUUUUACAACUCCGAGUACAGCAUGCCGUCCACGCACGCCAUGUCCGGCACAGCCAUCCCCUUCGCCCUGUACUUCAUGACCUACGGCCGUUGGGAGUACCCAUCCACACUGGGAUUCAUCUUGGCUCUCUGCUGGUGUCUGCUGGUUUGUUCCAGCCGAAUCUACAUGGGAAUGCAUUCGGUGCUGGACGUCAUCGCUGGGUUUCUGUACAGCAUCCUCAUCCUGUGCUUCUUCCUGCCGAUACUGGACCUGAUCGAUGGCUUCAAUUUGACCUGCCGCUACGCUCCAAUCAUCAUCAUCUCCCUCCACCUGGGCCUGGGCCUCUUCUCCUUCACCCUGGACACCUGGAGCACCUCUCGUGGUGACACCGCUCAGAUCCUGGGCACUGGUGCCGGCAUUGCCUUGGCUUCCCAUGUCAACUACCACCUGGGCCUGAUGCCCGACUUGACACCAGACCAGCUUCCCCUCAGCAUGCCCGCACUUAGCCCCAGCCUGGUGGCUGUUGUAAUGUUGCGGCUCGUUGUGGGAGUGCUGGUGCUGUUGGCCACGCGGGCGCUGAUGAAGGCCAUCACCAUCCCACUGGUGUGCAGAGCGUUCAGAGUGCCCACUGAUGACCUGAGGAAGGCCCGGCAGCACAUGGAGGUGGAGCUGCCUUACCGCUUCAUCGUCUACGGGACAGUGGGCUUCAACGUGAUCUUCCUGGUCCCGCUGCUCUUCAGCUACAUGCAGCUCUCCUGAUUGGAUCUUACUUGACUGUGUGGCCAGUCAAAGUGAAGUAAAAAUCUAAAUGCUGUCAUCAGAUCAGUUUUGCUGCUUGUUUUCAUCCACAGCCUAAUCCCUAGCUGGAGGUUGCUGGGUUUGGGACUGAUGAAGGUACAUUAAAGCCUAAUUGCUGAUCUGGAUGCAGAGUUUUUAUCAGAUUUUUUUGUUUUUGUUGUCUCAGGUUACUUUUAAAGACGGGUGAAUCCUGAGCAAUGGAAAAUGGGCUUAGACUGUUAACAGUUCACUAGCGAUAUCUCUUUGUUCUUUAGAUUUAUUUAAGAGUAAAAUCCAGUCAGAUAAUGCUUUGACACUCUCAGAGCUGGAAAGUCACUCCUCAAAUUCAAAAAAGCAUUUCAACAGUGGCCUCUAGAAGACUAAAAAUGCAGGUCAUGACCACUAAUAGAUGAUGUGUUAGUAUUUGCAUUGUUAUGACUGAAGUUGUUAUUAAGAGCUCAGGCAAAGAACCACAGAAGUAUUUUUUUAGGAAAACUUAAAUUAUUCCAACAACUCAAGUGAAUAAUAAAUCUUCAAACGCCUGACAGAAAAUGUUGAAAAUAAAAAGACUUAGUAAGUCUCACUAACAGUCUGAAAGCCAACGAUAUCCAGGCACGUGAUGAAUAAAUAAAUAAAAUAGAAAGUCUUCUUUUAGUCGGAUGUCCAGAUGGAUCAAUGGCAGAAUGAGUUUGGGUUGUAAAUUAAGUGCUUAGUUUAACUAGUUUAAAGAAUGUUGUAGUUUGAGUUCAGUGUCACUGUUGAAACUUUGUGUGGUUCUUUGUCUAGUAGCCUCUUAAUGUUUCUGUUUGAUUAUACUCUCCUUUGUCUCAAUUCUUAAAGCAAUAAGAGACCUUUCAUUUUAUGAUUCCUGUGUUCCUCUACUGGAUCGGAGGAACAUUUAGUCUUUAACCUCUGAACCCCCUGCCUGUGGAGAGGAAACCAGUUUGAUUAAAGUUUUUGAUUUGUUGUUACGUCUCUGAUGUCUGAGAAUUCAGCCACAUUGUUUUUUCAGGAGGUUAGAUUGUGUUUUCUUAAAGGGCUUUCCCCACUAUUUGAGUUCUGAGUUUGACUGCUAUUCCUGCAACCCGAUGGGAGAAAAAAGAAAUACCAGGCACAUACUGUACGAUGCAAAAGGAAAGGAGAAUGCAUCGCUUUGUUUGGGAAAUGUACAGAGAGGGUUUUAAUGGUUUUAUUUUGUUCUCUAAGAAUGACUGGAGCACUCAGCUCAGCCUGGUUUUUUUUAUUUUAUUUUAUUUUUAAACACUGUAAACUUGCUUCCUAUUAGAGAUGUCAGCUCACAUCCACUUCCUGUUCUUAGCUGAGGUUCUUUUGCUGAUGUCAGGUGGGAGGAGGUGGUGGAGAUAAACCGUCCGGAGGGAAGUUUUCUCAUGUUUCUAAAAUUGGAACUCCAUUGACAACUUUUUUGUGCACAACAGGCGCGUUCUAAAAAUAUUAGAAAGUAUUCGACUACAAGUGCAACAUUAUUCACUGUUUUAUCAUGCAUGAAUUUGAUACUUGAUUCUAUAAAUGUAGGAAAAUUUUGUCUUCAAAUUUUGAAGACACAAUUGCUCCAGAAAAGCGGCGUGAACGUGAACUUUUUAAAUGCCUUUGACAAAAGUAAUCAAAAACAUGGUUGCCCUGAGAAGUCAAAUGCACUGCAACAUAAGAAAACGCCAGCAAAUAGAAAAACAAUCCAGAAAGCACACAAAACACAACAGAAGUUGAACAAAAUGCAAUGGAAGUAAACAAAGAAAAUCACAAAAGAUAUGCUUCUGGGGAGGUGAUAACAUGAUGGAACAGCUACACAUGUGACAGAAGCCAAAACAUGUCAACUUUUGCACUGAGACACUAAAAAGAAGCAGAGUUGUUGUAUAACAUGGAGAAGAAGAUGCAAAGUACAGUAUUACUGAUCCUGUAAUACUGUGCAUACAUGUUUGCUAUCAGCUGUUUACCAUCAGGUUAUCACUUCCAUCCGUCACGUUAUUGUCUCCCCAAAAGCACAUCUGUUGUGUUUUACAAGGAUUUUUGAGGUUUUGCUGCGUUUUGUUUUUUUCUAUUUCCAUUGUGAAAGAACUAUUUGAUUCAAAUGUAGCUUGGUAAGAUGUCAGAGCAGAAUCUAUCAUCGUAAGACUCUGGUGAUGUUAAACUUGUUAAAAAGCAUUUUACAUUUGCAAUAAAAAAAAAAGCUUCCACUCGGACUCUUACCCGAACUCCUCCACACCACAACUAGUGAUUAAUUGGUUAAUUAGUUGAUUAACAAAGCUUCCUUCGACCACUCUAACCUGAACCUGAGUAUAAAGACUGAGGCCAGGAGCCCAGAUGCCUGCUUCCUGUUUCUAAGCUGUGUGUGCCUUGCUUAAAGCCACAUUUAAAAAAAGUUUUUCUCCCAGCAGGAUGCUGCCAUUGACACACAUUUCUUUAGUCUUAAUUUCUUUUUCUUCUUCUUUUUUUUUUGCCAAGCUGAUUUAUUUAUGUUAGUUUUGUGUACGGUACUCUGCUAAAAUAAAUGCACUGUUCCCAGAAUGCACUGUUCCCCCUCCGAGCCAGGCAAAAAUAAUGAAGGUGGAGCUGGUCCUCAAUGCAGUCCAAUCAGUAGUUCCCUUUGAUUUGUCGUCUUGCAGUUGGUCGGUAAACACUAUGACGAGUGACCGUUAUAAUGAAUAGAUGCUUUACUUACAUUAGCACCUGUUAGCUAAUGCAAGUAAGAUUCAGUCAUUUACAGACAUCUGUGCAGUAGCAGAGAAAUUUUCCAGUAUAGCAGCUUGAACCAGCAAACAUCUGGAGUCUUCCCUUCAUAAGUGACCUUAACUGUCCCUGGAUACUACAAUUUUCUGUGGUAUGUUUGAGGAAUUAGAUUUUAUUGUUUUUCUGUAGUCGACUACUUCUGUCUGAAAUGAUAAUCCAAUGAUGUGAUGAGAGCUGCUGAUUGCAUUGGUUUAAUUCUUUAGGAUGUUCACAUAUAGUUUAGUAUUUUAACUUAAUCCAGCUGCAGAUUUGCCUCUAAUUAACCGACUCGUCAAAGCCAAACGGACCAGCUUACUCUCUGCAUUUGUCAGCCGCCUGGCUCGUUUCACUUCCUGUGGCCUUGCCUCGUGCACAAAUAUGUUUGUGUUUGUCAGAGCGUUUGUAUAUUUCUUGACGUUUUUGUGCGUGUGUUUGGGCAUGCGGUUUUGUCUCUGUUCCACAGAAAAGAGAAGUUUAUUUCUGUUUCAGUGACAAAACCCAGUUUGGGUUAAUCCUGUGGCUGAGCUGAGUUUGUGUGAGUGACGGACAGAAGCUCAAACUGCAAGAAGUCGAUGACAAAGCAACAUUUGUCAUCUGUGAUCUUUAAGGACAUUUCCCCUGCACAUCGACAAAGGAGAUGAAGCUGAACUCCCUGACACGUCUCGCUGUGAUAUGUUCCUGUGUUUGGAGACUGGUUUCCACCUGUGGAUGUUCUUUUUUGUGGAGUCAAAGCAGGGCUGGCCUCGUGAUGUUCGACGAGCCUAAUUAUAAACUUAAAGAUGUAUAUUUGGUACAACAUCUUUAAAAUGCAUCAUAUAGUUUUGUUUGGCUCUGUUUUUAUAUCAUCUUAAUCGUGAUUUUGCUUUGUUGUGAUCGUGAUCUUUUGUUGAUAUUAUUUCGGUACAUUAAUAUAUUUUUGAAAUCCUAAAUUGAUCUGUCAAAAAUAUAUAGUCUGUGUUAUUUUCUGUGGUAUGAUGUGGCUGAAUUACAGAAUUUCUUUAUUAUUUGUAAUGUCAUUAGGAGAUGGAUGGACAGAGUCACCAAAGUCUAUAUACUGUAAUAACACAAUAUGCUUGUCAAACUGAUCCUAAUUUAUUAUUAUGAUAACUUUAGUUCUUGCAAUACAAUAUUUAAAACGGUUUUUCCUUAAUCUGUUCAAUGAUUGGUUUGAACAGCCAGCUCUGCUUUGUCAACUCACAAGAUGGAGAUUUGAUUUCUUCUUUUUUUAAAUACUGGAUCUCAGAGGAAAAAACGUCUUUCUUGACCAAAUAUGCAGUAUUUAAACUGUGUAGCUAAACUGCCCUACACGUCAGUGCCUUCCUCUGUCCUCAGCUCUGUGCCGUCAUGUUGCCUCUUGCACUUUGUAGAUGUAUAUAAAUAUGGGAGGAUGACAAGUUUCCUGUUUAUAAAAAAAACAAGAACAGUUUUUAAUAUUGCCCCUACUUUUGCUUUUUAGUUGCUGUCUUGAGGAAAAUUUGCAAGUCUUUGUCUUUAAGUCUACAUGUUUGAUGCAGAAAUGAAUUUGCCUUUUUCUCCCUGAUAAUUCGCGGCUUUCAUUCCAAAUCGCAGUCAGAGAGUAGAGAGACGAGGUGAACUCUUGUGAGUUUCAGCUUGUAAUCAAACCCUUCAUGAUUCCUUCUUUAUUUGUGAAGUCUCGCUCACUUUCACAGUAUUUUCUUCAUGUUUCUGCAGGGCUUUAUUGUUGGUUUUCAUCUGUGAUUGAAAAUGUGGCUUAUUUCUGUCUGUGUGAAUUAACUGAGAAUAAUAAAUGAGAGAAUCAAA
This is a messenger RNA of Maylandia zebra (zebra mbuna), 6320 nucleotides long. RefSeq names its product sphingosine-1-phosphate phosphatase 1b (gene sgpp1b). Gene Ontology annotation, molecular function: sphingosine-1-phosphate phosphatase activity. Gene Ontology annotation, biological process: sphingosine metabolic process. Lineage: Eukaryota; Metazoa; Chordata; Actinopteri; Cichliformes; Cichlidae. The record is from RefSeq and is a predicted model, not a curated record. Gene Ontology annotation, cellular component: endoplasmic reticulum membrane.